UCCUCAAAAGUCUUCUGCGCGCUUUUAGUAAGGUAACUUUACUCCUGUACGCAAAUAAAACUGGGCAUUUUUGGUUGACGAUGCCAUCCAUAAUUGCAUUUACAUAACUACGAUUACUGAGCCUAUGACUCCCUGGGUCGUGCUCGGAGGUGAGAAAUUCCAUGUCGCUAAGGAUCAGUGCACCAACUAAUGUGUAAUUUUUCAUUCUUUCGACAUAACUACCGCUCGGUGUACAGUGAGUGUCGGUGUAAAUGUACAGUUCGCAUUAUCAGAGCACAUGCGCCGGAAUCUCUCCGGAUUCUCCCGGAGAUCUCCGAUUGUGAUGUCACUGGGAGGGCGUGGCCGCGGCCAGAGCCGUAACGACAGGAAAGCAAGAUGGCGGAUCUCGAAGACGUUACGCUGGACGGGAAACCGCUCCAUUCGCUCCGUGUGGCGGAUUUAAAAGCCGCCCUGGAGCAGAGAGGGCUUCCUAAGAGCGGGCAGAAAAACGCGCUCAUCAAGCGCCUCAAAGGGGCUCUGAUGCUGGAGAAUCUGCAGAGGACUUCCACCCCUCACAUUGGCCUCCAGCCCAACUCCCAGAUUGGGGAGGAGAUGAGUCAGAACAGCUUUAUAAAGCAGUACCUGGCCAAGCAGCAGGAGCUCCUUAGGCAGCGUCUGGAGCGAGAGGCCCGCGAGGCGGCCGAGGCCGACGACAGUGUGGUGGUGCCGGAGGAAGAGGACCAUGCAGAGGGUAACGGCAGCACUUCCUGUACCCCAGAGCAGCGGGUGUCUGCGCCCCUCCACCCGCCGCUGGCAGAGGGAGGGGGGAGAGGUGUGGGGGCGUCGGAGGCUGGUGCAGCCGGAGAGGAAGGGACGGCAGCCCAACAGCCCGUAUCCUUCCCACAAUCCUCUGCUCUCACGGCAUCACAGCAACACGCCCUGAGCGGGCAGAAGGAGGCACGGCCUGCGUCCUGGGGAGGCCCCGCCCCCAGCCCCCUCACCCUGGAGUCCGGGCCCCGGGAGGCCCCCGAGGCCCCCGCGGGCGUGGCCCCUCCCCGCGCUGUGGCCUCGCUCUCAGUGCGUGUGCUCACAGGUCUGUCUCUGCCCCGCCCCUCAGAGCAAGAGGGCGCCACCCCCACCGCGCCCGGCCCCGCCCACUCCGGCCUGCAGCUCAGCCAGUCGGCACAGCCUGCCAGUCGCGCCCGUGAGGACAGCGAUGAGGAUGAUGACGAUGAUGACAGCGAUGAAGAGUGGGGUGUGGGGCAGAGGAGGGGGGUGCGGGUGCAGCCCGUGUGGGAGAGGUCCCGACGCAAGCAGCAGCCCCCGCAGCACAUCCCCCCCCAGCUGCAGCUGCGUGAGCCCACGCCCCCUCCCUCUCCCCCCCUGGAGCCCUCCUUCCCCCUCCCCGACACCCCCAAACAGAGCCCGCCCGGCCCGGAUGCGCCUGAGGGCGGGGCCGCGGGGGUUGCCGAGGGCGGGGCAGCCUCGGGCUCUGCCCCUGCCCUGCAGCGAUUGGACAGCACCUCCAGCUCGGACAGCAGCCCCGAGCCCCCGCAGGACCGCCGGCCCGGCCCCCUCUCCCUGCUUGCCCGCAAAAUGGAGUCGGAGGGAGCCUUCGCCCCGCCCCGCAGGAAGGCCCGCCCGGAAGCCCCGCCCUCCCCGCAGAAACAGCCCUGCACCGGAGCCCAGGACGCGGAAGGGGAGGCUGGGAGAGGAGCCCCCGAGACGGCGCCCCCUGCAGGCGCAGCACAGAGAAGCACUGCAGAGAGCGGUCUGCCGCCAUGGAAACGCAGCCGCGAGAUGGAGAGGGAGGAGUCACAGGCUCCGCCCGAGCCCGCUGCUGUGCCCCUCUCCCCUCAGCCCACUAAAAGCCCUCAGAAAUCCCACUUCCUGCAGGACACGCCGCCCUCUGCCCCGCCCACCGCCGCCUCUGCCAGCCGCUCUCCUGUUGCUAGGAGACUGCACUCUGCCACGCCCCCUCCAGAGGGGGAGGCCGGCCCCCCUGCUGAACCCCAGCAGGCGGAUGCUGGGGUGCCCCCGCCUGACACAGAGGGUGCUGGCGUCGCUGUGGAGACCACCCCUGCGGAGGAGGCGAGGCCCCGGCCGGCCGCGGUGGUGCUGCCGCCCUCACCCCCGCCAGAGGAGGGCGACGCUGAGAGGCCGUCCUCUUCCUCCACUGACUCCUCUUCCUCCGACUCGGACUCUGCAUCAUCAUCGGGCUCCUCCUCUUCCUCUGGUGACAAAGGCCGAGCUGCUCCCAGCAGCAGGAGGGGAGGCUCCCCUGAUGCCUCCGCAGGGCCUGCCCGGAAGAGGAGAGGGGAGCAGGAGCAGGAGGAAGGAGGAGCGAGCCACAGGAAGAAGCCAUGCCGGGAGAGGGGAGGAGAAGAGAGGACACACCCAGCCAGAUACCACCGCAGCCCAAACCGCAGGCCGAAUCAGAGCCCUUCGCCCGGUCACAGCAGCGCUGCCGCGCCGGGGCCAGCUGCGCGGUCCGGGCCGGAGCCCAACAACAUGCUGUCCGACAGCAACAAAAGCGGGGUGGGAAAGCAGGUUAGCUCUGCCAUGGAGGUGGAGGGGAGUCCGGAGUCAGAGUCUCGGCCUGAGGGCCAGGCGGCGCCAGAGAGCAGUGAGGGCGGCUUGGAGGAGAGCACCACACCCAAAGCAUUUGCUGCCCGCAAGAUCUCCCUGACCACAGCCAGUAAGCCUCCCCCAGGGGGCGGGGCAGGCAGCAUGGGGGCAUCGCCCCCAGGGACUCAGGGGGAGGCGGAGUCUGGCGGCCCGGCGGGGAGGAAGAGGAGGUGGGGCUCCAGCACAGCAGUCACAGCCAAGAAGCCCUCCAUCAGCAUCACCACAGACUCACUGAAGUCUCUGAUUCCGGACAUGAAGCCUGGAGCGGGGAGCCAGGAGGCGGUGGUGGAGCUGCACCCUGAGGAGGCCCGUCUGUCCGGGGACGAGGAGGUGCCGGAGCGGGGCGAGGGCGGGGAACCUGGCCUGGAGUCAGGCCUGAAGAUCCGCCGCACCGUCACACAGGUGGUUCCUGCUGAGGGCCAGGAGAAUGGACAGAAGGAGCAGGAGGAGGAGGAGGAGGAGGUGCGGGGAGGAAGGCCAGUGUCUCUUAAGGAGGAAAGUAAGGACAGCUGUGCUGAGGUUGCCAUGGAAACGCACGCUCCUGCAGCCCACGAGGGGGACGGAAAGAAAGUGACCCCCAGCGACACCCUGGUGCGUCGCUCCAUCAGCCAGCAGAAAGCGGGCGUGUCCGUCACCAUCGACGACCCCGUGCGUACAGCCAAGCAGCCCUCUCCCCCCCGCGGCAAGGUCACCAACAUCGUGCACGUCUGCCACCUGGUGCGGCCGUUCACUCUGGGCCAGCUGAAGGAGCUGCUGAAUCGCACGGGCACCGUGCUGGAGGAGGGAUUCUGGAUCGACAAGAUCAAGUCCCACUGCUACGUCACCUACUCUACCACAGAGGAGGCAGUUGCGACCCGUAAUGCUCUGCAUGGGGUCAAGUGGCCCCAGAGUAACCCCAAAGUCCUCAGUGUGGACUUCUGCGAGCAGGACGAGCUGGAUUUCCACAGGGGUCUGCUGUCGGGGGACGGGGGGGUAGAGGAGGACGGGGCGGGCGUGGCCGGGGGCCCAGGGGGAAAGCCCCCCCCGCUGCUGCCGGAGCGGGACCUGUGGGCGCAGAGAGAGAGGGAGAUGGAGCGCAGGGAGAGGGCCCGCGCAGAGAGAGAGUGGGACCGCGACAAGGUGCGGGAUUUCGGCAAACCCGGAGAGGACCGGGAGGGAGGGGCCAGACGCUCCCGCUCCCGCGACAGAGAGAGGAGGCGCAAGGAGAGGGGCAAGAGCAAGGAGAGGAAGACCGACAAGAAGGAGAAAGCCCCAGAGGAGCCCCCAGCCAAGCUGCUGGAUGACCUGUUCUGCAAAACCAAAACUGCCCCCUGCAUAUACUGGCUCCCCCUCAGUGAGGAACAGGCGCGGCAGAGGGAGGCGGAGCGGGCGGAGCGGAUGAAGGAGAGGGAGCGGCGGCGGAAGGAGCAGCAGGAGGAGGAGGAGCGCAAGCGUGAGGAGGAGCGCAGGGAGAGAGCCAAGGGCCGGGAGAAGGAGGCGGGAGGCGCCGAGGGCGAGCGAGAGCGGGAGAGGGAGAGGGAGCGGGCCAGAGAGAGGGAGGGAGACAAGAGGCGGGACAGCCACCGGGCCCGGGGGGCAGAGUCCAGGCCUGCAGGCGGGGCCGGGGGUGGGGCCAGGCGCUCCCGCAGCCGCAGUACCCCCCCGCCCCGCGACCGGCGCCGCUGACGGCCGCUCGGGAUUGUGGGUACCAGCUGCCCCCCUCCUGUCUGACAGGGGGAUCGGGGUGGGGGGGCACAGCAAGGCUACUUUGGCUCACAGUGGAUACUUCAUGCGUCCCCUGACUGUGCGAAACAUCCUAAGCCUCAGAGAUAGAUACACACACACACACACACACACACACACACACACACACACACACACACACACACACACACACACACACACACGUGCACAGACAGUGAGAGAGACAUGGAUGCAGAAAGAGGCUCACAGAUUCUUUCUCGCUCACACACACACACACACACACACACACACACACACACUUCCAAGUGAUCGCACGUCAGGAGUGAUGCCAGAGAAAUGCAGCCCUGAUCCCCUCAGUUAGACAGCGCCCCCUAGUGUUCCCCGGGAGAGGAGUGAGAGCCACACUCCCGGCCCUGCGCCCUGAGGCAGAGCUCUGUCCUCUCAGGGCAGCCCCUGCAUGGGAUAAACGCUCCAAUUUCUGUAAAAUGUUUAAAUUGUUGAAAUUGUACUCUCCUUGUUUCUGAGAUAACCCCGGCCGUGCGCUCUGUCCUGGAGUCUGUGGCGUGUGGUGAGUUUGGUAUGGCGUCUCACCACGCUGGGAUAGACCAGGCCACACUGUUCUACUGCUCUCUGUUUCCAGGGGGACGGGUUUCGCUGUCGCACGCUUGUCUGCCCUGCUGUAGUUCAGUUCAGAGUCUGACGGUGGAGCUGUUGUGAUGAGAGGAAAUCGUGAAGAAUCCACAGCCCUCCCUGUGUACCUGAGGAGCAGCACAGGGGAUCCGUGUGACCUGUAGAGACACCCCGUAAUUACUGUUGUAUUAUUGUUUUAGAUUUUGUUUUAGUAUGAAAUAAUUAUUUGCUUUUUUGGGUUUUCCCUGUAAGUGCUGAAUGUACAAAGACUUUAAAAAAAAAAGUAAAAUUUAAAAAAUAAAUCUUGUUUUU
Molecule: messenger RNA, 5232 nt
Organism: Megalops cyprinoides (Indo-Pacific tarpon)
Lineage: Eukaryota; Metazoa; Chordata; Actinopteri; Elopiformes; Megalopidae
Gene: acin1b
Product: apoptotic chromatin condensation inducer 1b
Exons: 19
Coding region: 376-4272 (1298 amino acids)
Molecular function (GO): nucleic acid binding
Source: RefSeq, a predicted model, not a curated record